Molecule: messenger RNA, 1077 nt
Organism: Trichobilharzia regenti
Lineage: Eukaryota; Metazoa; Platyhelminthes; Trematoda; Strigeidida; Schistosomatidae
Source: the annotation of a GenBank genome assembly
AUGUUGGUGCUUCCAGAGUUUCAGCAUGGUAUCGAUUUACAUGUUCACUUGGACGCGGCUGCUAGGCCGGAAACCCUGUAUGAACUAGCAGAAAAAGAAAGAAUAUCAAAUCUACCGAGAGAUUUAGAUGAAUUCAAAAAGAAGAUAACCCCUAAUUCCCCAUAUUCUGUCAAAGAAUUUUUCAACAUACUUGACUACAUUAAACCACUGAUUGCUGGCAAAAAAGAUGUUCUGGCUCGUAUUUGUGACGAAUUCGUUGAAGAUUGUGUACAGCUUGGGAAACUGUGCUACGUAGAGACAAGAUUUUGUCCAUUCACUUUAACGGGUCGGUAUUUAGAUGCAGAAGAAGUUCUUAAAAUAGUUCUGGAGAAGCUGCAAUCGGCUGGGGAAAAGAAUCGCUUACAAGUUCGUACUAUUUUAUCAAUUAUGAGGAAUAUGCCGGAAACAGCUAAAGAAACAUUAGAUUUGGCUAAAAAGUAUAACACCCAUGGAGUUGUUGGUAUAGAUGUUGCAGGUGAUGAUUCAGUUUUAGAAAGAAAGCCUGUAGCAAAUGAAAUUAUUGAAACAUUUCAAGAAGCUAAAAAGUUUGAUAUUCAUCGUACAGUUCAUGUCGGUGAAAAUAGUUCAGCCAAUAGUGUUUAUGAAGCAGUGAAUACACUACACGCUGAACGUAUUGGUAAUGGAUAUCAUGUUGUAGACAAUGAAAAAUUGUACACUGCACUUCUUGAUACUGGUGUACAUUUUGAGUUAUGCCCAUCGUCAAGCUUUUUAACUGGUGCAGUAAAUUACAGAGAUCUACGAAAUCAUCCAAUACAUCGUUUUGCUAAAGAUGAUGCCAAUUUCUCGAUUAACACAGAUGGUCCAACACUAACACAAAGAUGGAAUACUGAAGAGGCUUCAUAUUGUAUGGAUGAAUUGGGAUUGAAAUAUGCUCAAGUGAAUGAGGCAAAUUAUAGAGCAGCAAAAGCAGCCUUUCUACCGACUAUUGAACAAUGUCUUCUAGUGUCACAUAUCACUGUCAGAACAAGAAACAGAUAUAUAACUAUUGAUAAAUACAAAUUACGACAGUAUUCUUGA